UUUUGGCGUCCUCUCUCGCAGGAAGGGAUCGGCUUGGAUGCCGUCAACGACGGCUUGCUGAUAGAAUCCAGCGUUUACCAGCUGCUGAAGCGGUACUGCCGAGACCAGCCGUACUACCUGAAUUUAAUCGAGCUUUUCCUCCAGUCAUCCUACCAGACCGAGCUGGGCCAAACCUUGGACCUCUUCCAGAUCAACCUAGAGAACUACGGUAAAAAAGAUCCGGAGAAGAUUAACCGCGUGAAGGCUCUUUACGAAGAACAGGAUUUAAAAGCCGUUUAUCAAAGCUACGAAGAAAACAGCUACCAAAAGAUCGUGGCUUUAAUCGAUCAACACGCCGUCCGUUUGCCAGCCCGGAUUUUCCUGGAUUUGGCCGACAAAAUCUACAAAAGGCAGAAAUAAAUUUCUGCCCAAGGAAUCCGGAUUUUAUUUCUAGCUGGGACUUGAGAUAAAAGCGGAAUUUCUUUAAAACGGUUUGCGGGCUAAUUCAGAAAGAGGAAAAAGGGAGGAAUACUUUCCUUGCGUUACCCCCUCCAUGGGAUAUUUGUUUUUAUUUUCUUUCGAUAGGGGGCCUUAUUUAAGGAA
This is a messenger RNA of Thamnophis sirtalis, 582 nucleotides long. Lineage: Eukaryota; Metazoa; Chordata; Lepidosauria; Squamata; Natricidae. The record is from RefSeq and is a predicted model, not a curated record.